GGAACUGCGCUGCAGGCCGUGCUGCUGGUGGGGCUGCUGGCAGGGCUGCGGGGCGCUGAGGUUCGCCUGCUGAGCGCCACGCAGCAUGGGGUUCUGGACCCCUGCCUGCUACUCCCGGUGUCUCUGGGAGAGGAUGGCUGGUUCCAGCGCCUGAAAGGAAAGCGCUUAGAAAUCGCGAAGGCAGCCUAGUGAGCGCGGGACGCGCCCCGCCUGACUCCAGGGAAUGACUCUGCUUCCUUCCUUCCUUCGUGUCAUCAGCCUCGGACUUGGACGCUAGAGGAGCAACUUUUAAGGAACCACAGAAUCUUGGCCAUCCCAGCCUCCUCCCCCAGGUCACCCCUCAGCCACAGCCUCUCUGAAGCAUCUCUUGCUGGUCUGCCGGGGAGGGACACAGAGGCCUUGUUAUAAAGUCAUUUACUUCCAUGAUGCUUCUCGAAGACUUGACUAUGAGGAAGCCAAAGAAGCCUGCAGGAGGGAUGAGGGCCAGCUAGUCAGCAUCGAGUCCGAAGAUGAGCAGAGACUGAUAAAAAUGUUCAUUGAAAACCUCUUGGCAUCAGAUGGUGAUUUCUGGAUUGGGCUCAGAAGGCAUGAAGAGAAACAAAGCAAUAGUACAGCCUGCCAAGACCUUUAUGCUUGGACUGAUGGCAGCACAUCAAAAUUUAGGAACUGGUACGUUGAUGAGCCUUCCUGUGGCAGCGAGGUCUGUGUGGUCAUGUAUCAUCAGCCAUCAGCACCUGCUGGCAUCGGGGGCCCCUACAUGUUCCAGUGGAAUGAUGACCGAUGCAACAUGAAAAACAAUUUCAUUUGCAAAUAUUCUGAUGGUGAGGGAACGGAGGCAGCAACACCUGUACUUCCCAAAGAAACACAGAAAGAAGAUGCCAAAGAAACAUUUAAAGAAAACAAAGGAGCUGCCUUGAAUCUUGCCUACAUCCUAAUCCCCAGUAUUCCUCUCCUCCUCCUCCUUGUGGUCACCACAGUAAUAUGUUGGGUUUGGGUCUGUAGAAAGAGAAGACCAGAGCAGCCAGACCCUAGCACAAAGGAGCAACACACCAUCUGGCCCUCUCCUUACCAAGAAAUCAGCCCAGAUCUAGAAGUUUACAACAUCAUAAGAAAACAAAGUGAAGCUGACUUAGCUGAGCCUCGGCCAGACCUGAAGAAUAUUUCAUUCCGGGUGCAUUCGGAAGAAGCCACUCCCGAGGACAUGUCUUGUGACUAUGAAAACAUGGCUAUGAACCCUUCAGAAAGUGGGUUUGUCACUCUGGCCAGUGUGGAGAGUGGAUUUGUGACCAAUGACAUUUAUGAGUUCUCCCCUGACCACAGGGGAAGGAGCAAGGAAUCUGGAUGGGUGGAAAAUGAAAUAUAUGGUUACUAGGACACUGGGAAAACUGAACUGACAAGAACGGGAAAGACUUGAGAAGCAAAAUUUUCCAACUUUCUAUAAGGAAAUAGAAGGUCUAUGAAAAUGCUCAGAUCAGGUCCUGGGGAUGAGCAUGUGAUCCCCAUUAGCCCCUAUUGGAUCCCUAAGUUCUGCCUAUAUCCCUUAUCACAGCCUCACACUCAGCAAGCUCAGCCUUAUGAGAAACCACCUUGGCCAGGGUCAGGCACAUAGAGUCUCAAUAAAGAUCAGUCAGUUGGCUUCCUCUGACUUUCAAGGGACAGUGCUUUAACUGGCAAGGAUAAGGGUUGUGGCUGUGGAGAUUGGAAAGCCGAUUGAGAUCUAGGUUCUGGUUUUCUUGCUCUGUAGAGCAGUACACAUAAUCACAAAGAGACAGAAACCACAGAAUCUUUUCAAAAUCUUUCUGAUAGCCUCAGGAUGGCCUACACAUCAACAAUUCUCAUAUGUGGGGUUUUAUUUUCUUUUUCAAAGAAUAAAAUCAAGUAAAAAGCAGGAAGUAGAAUGUUAAAAUGUUGGUCUGUAUUUCUAUAGCCCUUUCUUUGUGGCUUCAAGUGACCUUUUUUUUUUUCUCCUUACCUUGGUAAUACUUUUGAAACUAAAAAUGAAAUCUGUGUCUCUUU
Messenger RNA from Heterocephalus glaber (naked mole-rat), 2016 nucleotides. NCBI's taxonomy places the organism in Eukaryota, Metazoa, Chordata, Mammalia, Rodentia, Bathyergidae. The record is from RefSeq and is a predicted model, not a curated record.